AUGGAGCAAAGUCGCAUUUCUAUUGUUGUCGCCUGCAUUACCUUCGUCUUAAUUGUCGGUCGGAUCCUUCGUCUUGGUAGGAGGCCGCCGAAUUUCCCGCCUGGGCCGCCGACCUUGCCUAUCAUUGGGAACAUUCAUGUACUACCCCAAAAGGAUGCCCAUGUGCAAUUCAACAAAUGGGCAAAGGGGUAUGGGCCUAUCUUCAGUCUCAUAGUUGGCACGCAGACAUUCAUCGUCUUGUCGAGUGAUGUGGUUGUGAAGGAUCUUCUCGAUAAGCGAGGCGCUAUCUACAGCGACCGUAUGGAUGCAUAUCUUGCAAAGUUGUGUAGCGAGGAUCACCACAUGUUGACAAUGGGCUAUGGACCUCAAUGGCGAAUGGCUCGAAAGUUGCUGAACAGCCUCCUCAACGUCAACGUCGCCAGGUCGUAUGUCCGUUACCAGAUGUUGGAAAAUAAGCAAAUGAUGUACGAGCUACUGGAGCAACCUGACAGCUUCCUGGCCAGCCUUCAACGAUAUGCCAAUUCUCUGUCAACAAGCAUGGUCUACGGGCGUCGUACACCACAGCUCGAGGAUCCAUUGAUGAAAGAAAUUCUGCACGGUUUGGAAGAGUUUAGCGAGAUCGCUGCAUCCUUCCAGGCGGCUCUCCUUGAUUGCUACCCUGUGUUGCGACGGCUACCCGACUUCAUUGUCCCGAGAAAGGCCCAGGCUUGA
This is a messenger RNA of Cladophialophora psammophila CBS 110553, 711 nucleotides long. RefSeq lists its product as uncharacterized. Gene Ontology annotation, molecular function: oxidoreductase activity, acting on paired donors, with incorporation or reduction of molecular oxygen; heme binding; iron ion binding. Bases 1 to 711 code for a protein of 236 amino acids. Lineage: Eukaryota; Fungi; Ascomycota; Eurotiomycetes; Chaetothyriales; Herpotrichiellaceae. The transcript has 4 exons. The record is from RefSeq and is a predicted model, not a curated record.